This is a messenger RNA of Closterium sp. Naga37s-1, 2832 nucleotides long. The record is from the annotation of a GenBank genome assembly. Lineage: Eukaryota; Viridiplantae; Streptophyta; Zygnematophyceae; Desmidiales; Closteriaceae.
AUGGAGGAGGACGAUCGGUCGAUCGCGGCGCCCGAGGGGAAGAACAAGGCGAUCGACUACGACAAGCUCGAGAGGGACGUGGACCACCAGCGAGAUGUGGCUCUCAAGGAGGGGAGGCUGACUGAAGCUCUUGACGCGUUGCUGGGCUUGGAGAAGCAGAUGCGCCUGGCUGCUGACGUGGUGGGGACACGCACGGUGGCGGUUGCCAUUCUCAAGGUCUGCCACGAGGCAGCUGCGUGGAAGCUUCUCAACGAGCAAAUUGUGGCGCUGUCGAAGCGCCGAGCGCAGCUGAAGCAGGUCGUGGCGGCGAUGGUGCAGGAGGCCAUGAAGUACGUGGAUGACGCACCUGAUGACGUCAUCCGCGAGGAGCUUAUCAAGACGCUCAGUGGGGUUACAGCCGGCAAGAUCUACGUGGAGAUAGAGAGGGCGCGCCUGGUGAAGCGCCUGGCACAGCAGCUCCUCCCAUAUGCUGCUGUAUUCGUCCGCUCACCUCCCUGCCUCUCCGUCUCCCUCUCCUGCCUCUCCCUCCAUUCUCCCUCUUCUCCACCCCUCCUCCCCCCUCAGAUCUACGUGGAGAUAGAGAGGGCGCGCCUGGUGAAGCGUCUGGCGCGUAUGAAGGAGGCGGAGGGCAAGGUGAAGGAGGCGGCAGAGAUCAUGCAGGAGGUGGCGGGCAAGGUGAAGGAGGCGGCUGAAAUCAUGCAGGAGGUGGCGGGCAAGGUGAAGGAGGCGGCUGAAAUCAUGCAGGAGGUGGCGGUGGAGACGUUUGGAGCCAUGGCAAAGACAGAGAAGAUCGACUUCAUCCUAGAGCAGGUGAGCGUUCAGUCUGCGCUCAAGCAGGUCCGCCUGCGUCUGAAUUCUUUUGACUUCAUGCAUGUGCAUAUCAGAUCUUUUCAAUUCAACCCCUCUCAUCCUCCCACCCGUUCUCCCAGAUCCCAGGUCCGCCUGUGUCUGGAUUCAGAUGACUUCAUGCGAGCGCAGAUUCUUGCCAAGAAGAUCAGCCCGCGUGCAUUCGCCUCCGAGACCGUGGAGGCUGCUGAGAAGGCCAAGGCGGCAGAGGCGGCAGCAGCAGCGGGUGGUGGGGAGGGGAAGGAGGAGGGGAAGAAGAAGAGGAAGGGGCCCAAGGAGGAGGGGGAGAUCCAACCCGCUGCUCCUGAUGUGCCCACGCUGGUGGAGCUGAAGCUCAAGUUCUACGAGCUCAUGAUCCGGAAGCAUAGGAAGGGGCCCAAGGAGGAGGGGGAGAUCCAGCCGGCUGCACCUGAUGUGCUUACGCUGGUGGAGCUGAAGCUGAAGUUUUACGAGCUCAUGAUCCGGGCGUGGACUGGUGAGGUGCAACCAGGUGAUGAUGCUAGCAUGUGGACUGAUGAGGUUCUACGAGGUGAUGAUGCUGUGAAUAAGAGGACGAGGAAGAAGCGGAAGGGGCCGAAGGAGGAGGGGGAGAUUCAGCCGGCUGCGCCUGAUGUGCCGACGCUGGUGGAGCUGAAGCUCAAGUUCUACGAGCUCAUGAUCCGCUACCACACAAACGCGAACGACUAUCUGGAGAUUUGCCGGUGCUACCAGAACAUAUACGACACACCUGCAGUCAAGGCCGACCAGGAGCGCUGGAUUCCGGUGUUGAAGCGCAUCUGCUGGUAUCUCGUGCUGGCGCCUCACGGCAGCAUGCAGUCGUCUCUCCUCCACUCCACCUUUGCUGACGCUCACCUCCUCGACCUCCCCAAGUUCCGCACUUUCACCUACUCUCACCUCACCACCCUGCACGGGAGCAUGCAGUCCUCUCUCCCCCUCUCCAUCUUCGCUGAUCUCUCCCCUCUCUCACCUUACCCCAAGUUUCAAAAUCUGUCAACUACACCUGUGGUUACUGAUAUCAGUCCACUAAAAACUGCUCUCACCCGCUUUCACCCCCUCUCACCGCUCUGCACCGCGCGGUCUCCUCCACUCCACUCACGAUUCAUCCUCCUUGACGUUCCGAAGUUCCAGCCGCAGCUGGUUUUUGAUAAGCAGCUGCAGGCUGAUUACAGCGCGGAGGAGGAGGAGAAGGGACAUUGUCUUCCCCCAAACCCCUUCUCACCGCUCUGCACCUCCUCGACUCGACCUCCCCGACGCACUGCUGAAGCUGUUCAUAACAAUGGAGGUGGUGGGGUGGGGUGGCCGCAGCUGCAGGCGGAGAGACUGCCUGCGGAGGGACUGCCAGUGAUCCUCGCUCCCUACUCACGUGCCCAUCACCCCACACACACCCCCCUUUUUUAUCCCCCUCACAGCGCGCUGCUGAAGCUGUUUAUAACGAUGGAGGUGGUGGGGUGGCCGCAGCUGCAGGCGGAUUACAGUGCGGAGAUGCAGGAGGAGAAGCCCACCGUCUUCCUCAAAGACUCGGCUCUUGAGGACCUGCGCCUGCGCGUCAUUCAGCAUAACAUCCUGGUGGUGUCCAAGUACUAUGUGCGCAUCACCAUUGCCUUGUCUUCCUUUUCCCCUAAAAUCCCCCUCCCCCACCCCUCAUCGUCACCCCGUCAGAACAUCCUGGUGGUGUCCAAGUACUAUAACAUCCUGGUGGUGUCCAAGUAUUAUGUGCGCAUCACCAUGGCACGGCUUGCUCAGCUGCUCUCCCUCACUGUCCAGGAGGCGGAGAAGUUUCUAUCAGACAUGGUGGUGGAGAAGGUACUGGUGGCUAAGAUCGACCGGCCGGCGGGGAUUGUCACGUUCGGCGAGAGGCAGGAGAGUGGAGUGCAGCUGCUGGAUAAAUGGGCGAGUGACAUUGCGAAGCUGCUUGACCUUGUGGAGACGAGCUGCCAUCACAUUCACAAGGAGGCGAUGGUGCACAAGGUGGUGCUUAAAACAUGA